Messenger RNA from Acanthamoeba castellanii str. Neff, 5946 nucleotides. Its product is annotated as neuroblastomaamplified protein, putative. Lineage: Eukaryota; Discosea; Longamoebia; Acanthamoebidae. The coding region runs from base 1 to 5946 and encodes 1981 amino acids. Gene Ontology annotation, cellular component: endoplasmic reticulum membrane; Dsl1/NZR complex. Gene Ontology annotation, biological process: retrograde vesicle-mediated transport, Golgi to endoplasmic reticulum. The record is from RefSeq and is a predicted model, not a curated record. Gene Ontology annotation, molecular function: SNARE binding. The transcript has 37 exons.
AUGAGCGAGAUGGAAGAUGAAGACGCAAUACACGCGGAGAGGGAAGAGGAUGACUGGGCAGACGGCAGCGCUGGACAGCACGAUCAAGAAGAAGGGGAAGGAGCACGCCCAUCUGCUCGAGUCUUGUACGAUUUGCUGGAUCUCUCGCCCAAGGACAGAUGGACAUACGAUGAGGAGCAGGAGGAGGAAGAUGUGAGGCUACGUCGCCUGGGUCCACUGAAGCUGGCGGCAGCACAGUUGCAGUGGUUCUGGCAGGAGCUAGUGCCAGCAGCUCUGAGUGAGCUGGGCCUGUCAUCACUCUAUGGUGCCGAGUCGGUGAGUGCAGUGGUGCGGUGGGCUCCCGCUGCCCUCAGGCAGCAUCGCAGGGGCGCACCCGAAUGGACUCUCGCUCUGUCGCCUGCUGGCGAUGCGUUGGCCAUAGUGCAGAACCUCCAGGUGUCUUUUCGCUAUGCCGCCGACAACUUCCGCAUCACCAAGAUGACGUGGAAGAUGCCUGCCCCGCUGCAGGGACCAGCUUCCCAAUGGCGCUAUUGUGCGUGGACUGAAGACUCCAAGUACUUCGCCGUCGGCACCGUUACAGGCCUCGUAUACGUCCUACAGAAGGGUAGCGUCAAGCACACCUUUGACGUUCGCCAGCUGGGUAUGGGCAAGGCUCUGGCCGGCCUUGCGUUCCGCCGAGGUGGCCCCGUAGAUAAGAAGGCAAGGCUUAUUCUCAUCACGCACGAGAGGAAAGUGUGGCGGCUUCCAUUGCCCAAGCUCGCCAUCGGCAUCGACCCUGCAUCACCGGACAUUCGAGCGUUGGAUGUCAGCACUUACCACCACAGCGUUGGGGCCAUCGCUUACUACUCUCGGUCUGAUCUCCUUGCCAUCGCUGGAGGCCCCCACCCUUUGGGCGACCGCUCCAAGGACGGUGCGACCCAUCGAUCCUUCUUCACCUCGAUCCCCAUGCUCACCUUCCAGUGGUAUGCAGAGGGAUCGCUGUCUUUGUGGCACUUGUCCGACAAUGCCCCACAUUUUGUGCUGGCUCACAGUACCAUGCACGCCACCCAUGCGGACCACAUGGCCGGCCGAGGGAUCUUCGCCCCUGUCACCCAGUACUUUUCGAAGUCCAAGACCAAGGCCAUCUAUCACAAGGCACGUUGCACUGCCGCGGGCAACUCGGCCGUGUUCUCGCCCAGCGGUGACAAGAUCGCAGUCGUGGACCUCACGGGGCGAGUGGACGUGCACACCGCGGUGGGUCCGUCCUACACUCAAUUGGCCAGCUGGAGUUCCGAGGAGCUCUCCCUCCUCAUCACCUCCCUCCCGCCGGCGACUUCCUCCCGAGUCGUCACCCACGUGGUGGACUUGGGAUGGUGGUCCGACGAGCUCUUGCUUCUCGCCUUCGCCACUGGCGAGGUCAUCAUCUCCCCACUCCAUCACCUUCAGAAUCUUCUUGGCUUGUCUGGCGCCGCCGAGAUAUUCGAGAAGCAGCCGUCGGUCACCAGCAUCGCCGGCCACAAGGCGUUCAUCCUCGAAUGUCGCCAGCAGUCUUGGCUGCGCAACUACGCCUGGGAAGUGGCCGAACACUUUUGGAGCCCCGAUUGGUGGCUCAACUCCCUGAGUGCAUCCAUGAUGCGUCGCCUCAACUUGCGAAAGACCUACCGACUGCUCGCCCUCAGACAGACUACUCCCCUCAAGCUUUGUCUCAAGCUCUUGCAGCAGGAGCGGUACGAGGAAGCGCUCAAUCUAGCGCAGGUGUACAACCUCAACACAGAUCUUGUGUACCAGAAGCAAUGGGCAGCUGCACCUGUCAGCCCAGAGUCCGUCAAGAAUUACCUCAACCGUAUUUACGAUCAGCGCUGGGUGCUGUGGGAGUGCCACAGACGCGUACCCAAUGAGCCACAAGCCGUCGAACUCCUCCUGGAAUACGGACUACAACACACGGUGCCGACGUGGAUGUAUGAAUACCGCGCAUCCGACAGUGUUGACCGCACUGGCACGACUGCGAGCUCGAGUCUCUCGUUCGGACUCACCAAGCCUGUUGCCAAACGGCUAUCGGGCGGGGACAAGGAGCUUUGCUUGCAUCGGCUACUGUUCUUGCAGUACCUCGACCGACUGCGCACAUUCCGCCAGAUAAUCAAAGACAACGAGUUCUGCGCAUCGACAUUCCUCAAAUUCCGAAGCUGCGAGCUGCUGGCGGCUGCCAAGGAGUACGCCCGGGACGAAAACUUUGACGCGGUCGAGGUCAUGCUCGCCCGCCACCUUGAACUUCUGGUGCCCCACCUCCUGGAGAUCUUAUCGCAGUGUCCCGAGACCACCCCGCCCUCCAGCUACGAGCGGCUUCUGCCUCCAUUCCUCUCCCUACCAGACAAGCAAGCCACGCCAUUCCGCGAAUCCGAUUGGGUGGAGGAGGACGACAUCCUGGCUGCCCUGGGCAUCAGCUCAAAGAACGAUCUCCAGCAGAUGUACUCGUUGCUCCACGCCUCGUCAUCCUCGGGUGCCUCGCCUCGGCCGCCAUCAGCAUCGUCGUCCUCUGUUUCGUCCGGCUCUGCUGUGGUCGCGGACGCUACUCGCCAGGACUUUAGGAACAACGAGGACGUGUACUACGACGACAAGCAGUAUUUCGCCGAGAGGGUGAGAGAGGAAACGUUACCUGCCGCGGCGGGAAUGGAGCUUUCGCUGGAGCAAAUAGAACGGUGGUACCAGGACAGGGCCAAGGAGAUCGAUGAGACGUCAGGCCAACUGGAGAACGCGCUGAUACUGAUCGAGUGCGGUCUUAGAAGAGGCGUGAAGGGGCUCGAGGCGGUGCACAACGAGCUGGUUACUCUCUCCUCCCUCGUUUACGAUGACGACGAGGCCCUGCAACACACCCACACCACACCGACCGCCGCAAGGAGUGACCCCAAACAGCUAUCUCACGCGAUCGAGGCCCGUGCAUCGUCGUCGAACGCCUUCAUCACAUUCCAUCGCUUCCACGACCUGAGCGACGAUGCCAAGCUUCAUCUGCUCCUGGCCGACUCGACAGACGCGACGCUGAUGAGGAACAUGAAGACGCGGGCUCUUCCCUUCCUGCAGCGGCUGCGAAAGCGCAACAUUGACGAAACCUCCCUGCUGCGCCAGUGGAUGGUGAGCGUGGCCCAAGGCGACCGCUUUCACUGGUGCGCCCUCAUCAUACAGGCGAGCCGGCCGACCAAAGACAAUCCGGAGGAGAACCGCAUCAUACAAUCUCCCCUAGAACUCAUGCGGACUGCAUUGGAAGUGGUUUACGCCUGCCCUGCUACCUCUGCUCACGCCAUCCAGCAGAUGGGCAUCAUCUUCGAGUCACUUCCGGAGCGAGUGGUCGGAGCGACCGAGGACGAUACGGAGCUGCAUAGCCGCGCUGACCGGCUGGAGAAGCACCUCAACACCAAUGAGAUUCUUCUCAAAUACGAGCUCGCACAGCCGAUGAGCUUCUUCGAACAGUAUGAGGCCAACCCGGCAGACCUGAGCACGGCACACGCGCUCCUCCACCGCAUGGCCCAAAAGGUGGUGCGGGGCGGAGGCGAGGCUAACCAGGUGUGGAUCGACCUCCUCAGGGACAUGCUCAUCAUUCGAGACCAGGUCUUCACGAACAUCGGCGACGAGUUCUGCUACAGGCUAUUUUGCUCGACCCUGCUCCACACUGGGCAGUACCUGCGACAGCUGGGCCGGGCCACUGCUGAGGACUUGAUAGUGGAGGCAGCGCGACUUCAUUUUAACUCGGCAGCGUCACCGCACCACCGCGAGAUGGCCAUGGCCAAGCGAUGGCUCGGACUGCACCUGCUCCCCGUGCAGAUAAGGCUACGCCUGAACGCCGUGGACCAACUGGUGGCUCAGCUCCUCGAGACCAAUCCCGAGGUGUACAAGGAAGUGGAUGAAUUACAGCAGGUCGGCUCGCUGCUGGGCGCGAGUGUGGAAACUAAGGAAAAGAUCAGCUUGCUCAUCGCCCGUGCUGCCUUCGAGCAGCACGACUACGAGACUGCGCACGAAGUCUGCCAGAAGCUGAUGAGCCUGGGCAACACGACAGUGAGCGCCAUUUGCGCCGACUUGGCUCGUGCACAGGACUACCGCGAUGUUCGCGCGCGGCUGUCCUUGGCUUCGUUCGCGCUGAGUCACUGCGAGGUUACCGCGGUGGGCGAUCUCUUGGCGCUCUACCGGCAGCUCGAAGCCCGUGUGCAGGCGGACGCAACUCUAGCCGCCGCACCUAUGGAAGUCAACAAGACCGAAAGCGAGGCGACCACGGCGAACGAGGACGAGGCGGAGCAGGGCAUCGUGAGCACAAUGUUGAGUCAAGAGCUGCAGGUGCUGUCCAACGCAACGGCAGCGGAGUCGCGGAGACUCAAGGCCGCGCGCUUCUUCCCGACACACCCCUUCUACUCCCCCCAACACCACCAAGAACACAAGGAAUCAGUGGAGGAGACGCCACACACCGAGAUUGGAGCAGACGAAGCCCUUCUCCGCUUGUCGCUGGUUGCCGGCGGUGAGGGACCGGAUCCGAGCCUCGUGGCCCGGCUGGCGCGAGCCAACGCCCACGUCGAUCUUCCCCUCACGUUUGCCUACCUCGCCGCGGCUGAUCAGGACGAUGCGGCAGGCGAGCUCUUCGAAGACAUGGCCAACCGGGCGCGUGAUGGUGACUGGGGCGCGAUGCGCGCCGAGGAGGAAAGGUGGAGGCUGGCCGGCUGUUACUACUUUGCCCUCCGUUGUCUGAUCUACUUGCUCUACGCCGUGCCCUCGCUCACCCUGGCGGGUGUGGACCAGAGUCUGUUCCAUGACCAGGACAUGGCCUCGGUAGUGCAGCGGCUCCAGGACCUGCUCGAUGGUCGCUUCCUCGAAGAGCACAAGGUCAACGUGGCGCCCAUUGAAGAAACGCUGAGUCGAUUCAAGAGCAGCUACGCCCGGCUUUGCACCGCCCGACAAGAACGACAGCUGGCGGAGGUAAGCGGCGACGUCGACAAGGACCGGCUCACCACAGACGAGGUUUAUGGAAAGGAGGUACUGUUGGGGCUGGGUCGCACCUCCAAGAAGGCCGCGCUCACCGUGGCGUUCACCCUUGCGCGACGCUACACCUUCCCUGAGUACCUCGUGGCCAUCGAGAGCUUGGAACACACCUUGCGCAACCCGGAGGCCUCGGCGCAGAGUUUCACCGACCUGGCCACUUUCCUUGCUCCUCGAUUGCAGAACGCCGAUGCUGACGCGGUGAGCGUGCGCUUGCAACAGAUGGCGUGCUCCGGCCUCCGUUCUGGGGCGCUGCUGCGGCUUUUGCGGCAGCUGACGUCAUGCUCGCCGGCCCUCUCUUCCCUCUUCGGGUCGGGUCCUUCCUCCUUGGCCCUCCUCUACGAAUCCGCCCUCACGCACCUUCUCGCCGCCGCUACCCAAAACGCGGAAGCCUGGCAAGAAGAGCUACUCCCGCCCCCGUCGUUUUCCCUGGCCGAGAAGGACAUGGCCGCCAUCACCUCGCAGGCGCAUGAAGCACCCGACACGCCUUCGUCUCUGCUGCCAUGGGACCCAGUUCCGCGCUCCGCUCUUUUGCCGUCCCUGUUGCGACUCCUCGCCUCGCUUUGCGGCGAAGACGAGAAUGACUCGACGACGGCGUUGGCACAACACAUCGAGAGCGCCCGACGGAGCGUGUCUGGCCGCCUCCGUGCCUUCCUGAACCCUGACGCGGUCUCCACAGAGGAGCAGCAAGUGCAGUUGAGCCUGCCAGAUGUGCGAGGCCGUAUCAUCGUUGGGCAAGCCCUCGACUACUGGGCGCAACACGACGCUCCUCACGCUUGGUGGCACCGCCCACAAGCGGAAACGAGCCACGAGAACCGCGACGGCGACCCUGCCCCGACCCACGACGCAACUACGCUCGCGCGGCACCGCGCCACGGCCAUCCUGCUCACAACGUGGCCUGACCUCGGUCAGCUUGCGCGCGCGGUUGGCAUUGGUCUAACCUCGGCCACGUAG